Phaethon lepturus (White-tailed tropicbird) is the source of this 1636-nucleotide messenger RNA. It is a transcript of the gene CAPN9, whose product is annotated as calpain 9. Gene Ontology annotation, molecular function: calcium-dependent cysteine-type endopeptidase activity. The transcript has 15 exons. Gene Ontology annotation, cellular component: cytoplasm. The annotation marks the transcript as partial. NCBI's taxonomy places the organism in Eukaryota, Metazoa, Chordata, Aves, Phaethontiformes, Phaethontidae. Gene Ontology annotation, biological process: proteolysis. The record is from RefSeq and is a predicted model, not a curated record.
AUGCCCUACCUGUACCGGGACUCGAAGCCGAGGCCGCCUGCGCUGCCCGGGGCCGCGCGUGCCACCCACGGCUCGGGGGGGGAGUGCCUGCGCAGCGGCGUCCUCUUCGAAGACCCUGACUUCCCCGCCUGCAACUCCUCUCUCUUCUUCAGUGAAAAGCCACCUAUUCCCUUCAUCUGGAAGAGGCCUGCGGACAUUGUCAAAGACCCCAAGUUUGUCCUUGAAGGAGCCACAAGAACUGACGUUUGCCAAGGGGAUCUUGGUGACUGCUGGCUACUAGCAGCCAUAGCUUCUCUCACACUGAAUGAAAAAACACUAGCAAGAGUGGUGCCACUGGAUCAAAAUUUUGGGCCAGAUUAUGCUGGAAUAUUUCACUUCCAGUUUUGGCAGCACAACGAGUGGCUGGAUGUCGUGAUUGAUGACCGAUUGCCCACCUUCAAAGGCCGAUUGGUUUUCCUGCACUCAGCUGAACACAACGAGUUUUGGAGUGCUUUACUAGAGAAAGCCUAUGCCAAGCUGAAUGGCAGCUACGAGGCUCUGAAAGGAGGCAGUACAAUAGAAGCCAUGGAGGAUUUCACUGGGGGUGUAGGAGAAAUGUAUGAGGUUAAAAAGGCUCCUGACAAUCUCUAUGAAAUCCUAGAGAAAGCUCUGAAAAGAUGCUCAAUGGUGGGCUGCUCUAUUGAUACCAGCAGUGCUGCCGAGUCAGAAGCCAAAACCCCGUUUGGCCUUAUAAAGGGCCACGCUUACUCUGUGACUGGCGUCGAUGAGGUGAGCUAUCGGGGCCAGCAAGUGCAGCUGAUAAGGAUAAGGAACCCCUGGGGACAGGUGGAGUGGAACGGCCCUUGGAGUGACAACUCUCUGGAGUGGUGUUCAGUCAGCCCACUGGAGCAGAGACGCCUAUCUCAGGCAGCACGGGAUGAUGGAGAGUUCUGGAUGAAAUUUGAAGACUUCAAAGUGCAUUUUGAUAAAGUUGAGAUCUGCAACCUGACUCCAGAUGCCCUGGAAGACAACACUGCCCACAAGUGGGAGGUGACCAUCCACCAGGGGAGCUGGGUACGGGGAUCCACCGCAGGAGGAUGUAGAAAUUUUCUAGAGACUUUCUGGACAAAUCCACAAAUCAAGCUACAUUUGACAGAGAAAGACGAUGGACAAGAUGACUGCACAUUCAUAGCAGCACUGAUGCAAAAGGAUCGCCGUAAGCUCAAGAAGCUUGGUGCUGAAAUGCUAACCAUCGGCUACUCUAUUUAUGAGAGCCCUGGCAGAGACGGACACUUGGGCAAAGACUUCUUCAGGUACCACCCCUCCAAGGCCAGGAGCAAAACCUACAUUAAUUUAAGGGAAGUAUCUAACCGAUUCAAGCUGCCACCAGGAGAUUACAUUCUUGUUCCGACCACAUUUGAACCGCACCAGGAGGCAGAUUUCUGCCUGAGGAUUUUCUCUGAGAAGAAAGCCAUCACUGAGGAUCUAGAUGAAAACGUUGCCAUUGAUCUCCCUGAGCCUCUAAACCCAACCCCAAGCCCACAAGAAACUGAAGAAGAAAAGCAGUUCCGGGAAUUGUUUGAGCAGAUUUCAGGCAAGGACAUGGAGAUAACUGCAGAAGAGCUUGAAUAUAUUCUGAAUGCUGUAUUAAAAAAAA